Molecule: messenger RNA, 1177 nt
Organism: Blepharisma stoltei
Lineage: Eukaryota; Ciliophora; Heterotrichea; Heterotrichida; Blepharismidae
Source: the annotation of a GenBank genome assembly
AUGGAUAUCAUGCCCAUAGAUAUUUUAAUUUCAGUAAGACACUGCUUAUCUAACAUUGAAAAAGCACUUAAAACCGCAUCUGUCGCUGAAAUACAAGACAUUCUAAACCUAGUCUUAAAAGCUGAUGUUUCUGAUUGGGAUGCACUUGAAAAGCUGGACCGCGAAAUCCACGAGCUCAGCCUCGACGAGAAUUUACAAACCUCUAUAUCAAUUUAUAUCAACUUCAUGCUCUUCAAAUUCGGCAUAAAGCAGCAGAACUUUUUUCCUGCACUUGCUCAUAAAUGUGCAAAAAAAUUACUUCACCUUUCUAAAUACGCAUAUCUUGAUAUUCAAGGACUUAUCUUAGAUUUCUCUCACAAGCUUAGUGAAUCCUUUUUAGAUAUAAAAUCAAUUACUUCCCUAUUAAGAGUGAGCUGGUUUUAUCACUCACUAAGGCUAAUUUUUAGUAAAAAUUUUAUAAAUUAAAUUUUUUUGGAAUACAAUUUUCUAAUUCAAAUGAAAUUGCUACAAAAACCCAUUGUAGAAUUAUUAAUUAUAUUACGCGAGAACGUUUAUAUCUCGAUCUUGACUCAUCCUUCUUUCCAUCCCCCGAAGGUAUCAGUUUAGAUGAAACUGCUAAAAUUAGUUUGGCUGCUAAAUUUAUAAAGAUGAGUGUGCCUUCUUAUUUUCAUGUUUUAUUUAAAAUAAAACAAUCAGGGUGGAAGGGAUAAAGGCUGGCCUAUAGCUAAUCGCGAGGUCUCUAAAAAAUUUUUUGCUUGCCCUGAAAAACAGUGGUUUUCCAAUAGUUUUGCUUGGUUUUAGAGGGGGAGCUAAAGAAAUACAUGAUUGACUACAUUUGCUUUUGAAUGGGCAAAUAGAAAAAUUUGGGACUUUUGAGCACCCGCUACAAAUUCUUGAAUUCAAAUUCAAUAUGCUUUUAUGAAGAGAAAUUUCAAUAGAUAAUUACCCGCACCUUGUAGAGAUAUUAGAAGAGCUUUUUGCAGUUAGCCAAUUAAACUGGAAUUUAGUGAAUUUAAAUAGCAUUGUAUCUGAAAUAACUCUCCAUUACAUGGAGCAAUUUAGAAAAAGCAAUUUUAAUGAAGGCCAAAGGAUCUUGGAUAAUAAAGCGCUAGGAUGUAUGCAGCAUUUUAAUCUGGAGGAAAGAUUGUGCAAUAAAAUUAGACAGCUAGCUAAUUAA